AUGACACUCGGCUCUGUCUCGCUGGACACAUGGGGAAGCAACUGGGUUGGUGAGAUUGUGAUUGCCUCUCGGCGACUGGAGACUCUUGAAAGAGCACAAGAGAUGAACACAACAGAGAAGUUUUACCUUCCCGUUGAUGGCAUUCUCGAAAUGUUGAACUCUCUCACCGGGCAUCAACAAUCAAGCAUUACGCACCCAGAUCUUCAGAGCAGCUCACUCGGUCCAGUGCUCCAGCACCCCAAAGUCUCAAGCAUAGCGACAGGCAUGGGGCUCGUCAAAAAGGUUAAGGGGUGCUGGAGACAGCAGGAUACGAGGAUAGUUGUGAGUAGAUCCUCAAGUUCUGGCAAUCGGCAAGUGUCGGCUGAUCGACUCCCGAAGAGGUCCGUGGACCUGCUGGAGUUGCGUUUGACUAAGCCCAGAAAUUGUCAUAGAAUAGUUGUGCUUGGUGCGCCCAGAGUGGGUAAAACGAACAUCCUCCGGCGGUUCAUGGGAAAAGACUUUGAGGAGAGCUAUGAGCCCACAAUCGAAGACUUCCACAGAAAGCUGUUCCACAUAGGAGGAGAGGCAUACCAGGUCGAUCUUCUGGAUGCGGCAAGUGAGAGGGACUUCCCUGCCAAACGCAGACUAUCUAUCCUGACAGGUGACAUUUUUCUGCUCGUCUUCAGUUUGGAUGACAGAGAAUCUCUGAGUGAAGCCUGUGAGCUGCUCAGCGAAAUCAAAGCUGCUAAGGCAAAGUUGCUGAAAUUAAAACGGCCAAUGAGAGUGCCGGUCAUUGUAUGCGGCAAUAAAGGGGACUUAGACUCAGAGAGAGUCGUGAGACGGCCAGACGUGGGGAAAAUCCUCGGCGAGGAUAUCCCAUUCUUCGAAACCUCUGCUAAAACCGGUACCGGGCUGGACGCGAUGUUCAGAGCCCUUGCCUCUCUGGGUGGACUACCUCACGAGACCAGUCCAUCGCGACAUCAGGUCAUACCCAUCCUCACCUACCGGUCGCUGUACGUCGGCCAGCGAGGCAGGAGGGGUAGCCGUACGCGGGUACUCUCUGCGCCCUGUGCCGCAGUGGACCCUCUGGCGCGCCGCCCGAGCUUCAACAGCGACCUGCAACUCGUGCUUGGAUCAAGCACCAAACACAACAAACCCGAGAAGUGUCAGAUUCAAUGA
Oreochromis aureus is the source of this 1158-nucleotide messenger RNA. RefSeq names its product RASD family member 2 (gene rasd2a). The transcript is spliced from 2 exons. Bases 1 to 1158 code for a protein of 385 amino acids. Gene Ontology annotation, molecular function: GTPase activity; GTP binding. The record is from RefSeq and is a predicted model, not a curated record. NCBI's taxonomy places the organism in Eukaryota, Metazoa, Chordata, Actinopteri, Cichliformes, Cichlidae.